AUGGACCAUGGUGGACUGCAGAGACUGAGACCUGGUCUGAGGAAGUAUGCCUGUGAACUGGAACUGGAUCCAAACACAAUGAACAGAGAACUCAAACUGUCUGACAACAACAGGAAGGUGACAUAUGUGAAGGAGGAUCAGUCAUAUCCUGAUCAUCCAGACAGAUUUGACUCCUGUCCUCAGCUGCUGUGUAGAAAUGAUCUGACUGGUCGCUGUUACUGGGAGGUCGAGUGGAGUGGAUGGGUUUAUAUAUCAGUGAGUUACAGAGGAAUCAGCAGGAAAGGAGACAUUGCUGACUGUUGGUUUGGAUGGAAUGAUCAGUCCUGGAGUCUGAGGUGCUCUGAUGAUGGUUACUCUGUCUGUCACAAUAACAGCAGAACACCCAUCUCCUCCUCCUCCUCCUCCUUCUCCUCCUCCUCCUCUGUCUCUAACAGAGUAGCAGUGUAUGUGGACUGUCCUGCUGGCACUCUGUCCUUCUACAGAGUCUCCUCUGACACACUGAUCCACCUCCACACCUUCAACACCACAUUCACUGAACCUCUGUAUGCUGGGUUUACAAUCUGGUCCAGGUCUGGUUCAGUGUCAGUGUGUCCUCUGUAGGAGGGAGAGUCUCUCAGAAAGAAACUCUGCUGACUGAAGAAAUAGGGUUAGGGUUAGGAGUGAACUU
Messenger RNA from Scomber scombrus (Atlantic mackerel), 667 nucleotides. RefSeq names its product stonustoxin subunit beta-like. Gene Ontology annotation, molecular function: protein binding. NCBI's taxonomy places the organism in Eukaryota, Metazoa, Chordata, Actinopteri, Scombriformes, Scombridae. The transcript has 2 exons. The coding region runs from base 1 to 600 and encodes 199 amino acids. The record is from RefSeq and is a predicted model, not a curated record.